Molecule: messenger RNA, 2668 nt
Organism: Vigna unguiculata (cowpea)
Lineage: Eukaryota; Viridiplantae; Streptophyta; Magnoliopsida; Fabales; Fabaceae
Product: pentatricopeptide repeat-containing protein At5g66500, mitochondrial pseudogene
Source: RefSeq, a predicted model, not a curated record
GUUGAAGUAGACAUGGAUUCGAGUGUCCUGUGGUAAUCAUAGUAGAAGCAGUGGAUGAAGAUGAUCCAAAACCACAGUCACAAAAUGUGUUCUACACUCAAUCUUCGCCACGUGUCGAACAUCAUCGAAAUCAUCAACCAUUCUUUGCACCACCAAACGUUCACAACCAACUUUUCUUCAUCAUCUCUCACUCAAGACAUUUCCCAAACCAAUUCCCUAAUCGCCACGCAUGUUCGUCGAGGCGAUCCUGUAUCCGCAUGGAUCCUCUUCCACUCUCUACGUCGAGCGCGUGCCGACGUUGACGCCUACACCUUCACCUCCGUCUUGCGCGCUUGUACUCUCUUGCAUAUGUCUAAACUUGGGACACAAGUGCAUGCCCAAAUGGUCAAAACAGGCGCGGAUUCCGGAACCGUUGCGAAAACCUCGCUGGUAGAUAUGUACUCCAAGUGUGGGUCUUUGGAUGAAGCAGUGAAGGUGUUUGACGAAAUGGGUCAGCGAGACGUUAUCGCUUGGAACGCUUUGCUUUCUUGUUUUUUGCGGUGCGAUCUUCCUGUUGAGGCUGUUGGAGUUCUUAGGGCAAUGAGGAGGGCGAAUGUUGAGCUUAGUGAGUUUACUUUGUGUUCCGCGUUGAAGUCUUGUGCUUCUUUGAAGGCGUUGGAGCUUGGAAGGCAGGUUCAUGGUUUGGUGGUGUGUAUGGGGCGUGAUAUGGUUGUAUUAAGCACUGCUCUUAUUGAUUUUUAUUCCAGUGUCGGGUGUGUUGAUGAUGCUUUGAAGGUUUUUUGCAGUUUGAAGGGUUGGAAGGAUGAUAUGAUGUAUAACUCGUUGGUUUCUGGGUGUGUUAGGAAUAGGAGGUAUGUCGAGGCAUUUAGAGCUAUGGGCUUGGUGAGGCCCAAUGCUGUUGCUCUUACCAGUGCUCUGGUGGGGUGCUCUGAGAAUUUGGAUUUGUGGGCAGGGAAGCAGAUGCACUGUGUUGCAGUUCGACAGGGUUUUACUCGUGAGACUCAGUUGUGUAAUGCCCUGUUGGAUAUGUAUGCAAAAUGUGGAAAGGUUUCGCUUGCUCAAUCGUUGUUUGAUGGAAUUUGUGAGAAGGAUGUGAUUUCAUGGACUUGUAUGAUUGAUGCGUAUGGAAGAAAUGGGCGGGGGCGUGAAGCUGUUUUGCUGUUUCAGGAGAUGAGGAAAGAAGAGAGGAAGGUGUUGCCGAAUUCUGUGACUUUUUUGUCAGUUUUAUCGGCAUGUGGUCACUCUGGACUGGUGGAGGAAGGCAAAAAAUGUUUCAAAUUGUUGAGGGAAAAGUAUGGUCUUGAACCAGAUCCAGAGCACUAUGCUUGCUACAUAGAUAUCUUAGGUCGAGCGGGUAAUAUAGAAGGAGUAUGGUCUGUGUAUCACAAUAUGGUUGAGGAGGGUACUAAGCCUACUGCAGGAAUUUGGGUAGCAUUGUUGAAUGCCAGCAGUCUUAAUCAGGAUGUUGAAAGAGGUGAAUUGGCUGCGAAGCAUCUCUUGCAGUUGGAACCCAAUAAAUCUAGCUAUAUUGUUCUUGUAUCAAACUUCUAUGCAGCCAUUGGCAGAUGGGAUCGUGUUGAUGAAUUGAGAAGCAUCAUGAGAACAAAAGGAUUGGUGAAGGAAGCUGGAAAUAGUUGGAUCAAUGUUCUAGGCUUGAACCAACAUGCUAGGACGCUAUCUGUUUGAUUGUUCAGCAAUACGGAAGUGAAGCUUUACUGCUAUUGGGAGAUUUCUGCUGUACUUGCCAAUAUAAAAGCAUAAAUAGCUACAUUUGAUCCGGCAGUGCGUUUCUAUUUACCCUCAUUCUUUUAGAUCAUUGGUUAGCAUUGGAUGUCCACAGAUCAACCAAGGCUAUGGUGGAAACUUACAAAGGCAAUCGGUACCAGUCAGAACCUACAAAGGCAAUAGGUACCCGUCAGAACUUACAAAGGUUAGUUGGUCUUGGAACACGACCUGAAUCAAAAUAGAAACUUACUACCCAUAUGUUUCUUAAUAUUUGGCAUGGAGCUUGCAAGUUCUCCUUCUCAAUCUAAUGCAUUCACACCAUGUUUAUGAGAAACUUCCAUUUGUAUUCGCAGGUCUUGCAGUUAUUCGGCUGGCAGUUAGCCAAUCUCAUGAUAUAUUUCAUUUGUAUCACUGCUUCAUUUCAUUUUAGUUGCAACUCGGAAGAGGGGUCGAUCUAAAAUGAGAUAUUCUCGUGGGUUUUUGUUUUUUGAAUAUCUGUGAACAUGACCAGUCAUCUUUAUGGUGUCUACGCAGCACGCAGAUCUGUGACUGGGAUGUGGUUAUAUCAAGUUGUGUAAAGCUUGCAAGAAAUAACAUCAUUUGUGUGAGCAUAAAGAACUGCUUAUUCAAGUGCAUCUUCUGUAAAAUACUACCACAAACUAUGACAACCCUUCGUUUAAAUAUGUAAACAAUAAGGACAGUUUGAUGCAUUAUUGCAAGUUUAGUAGGCAACGGAAGGAAGCACAUACAGAAUAGAUACCAAAGACGUCGCAGGAUUGUGUUUUGCUUUCACUUUAUACCCUUUCUUUGUUUAUUUUCACAUAUAUUUGUAUUUAGUGCUGAAGAUGCUUUCUGUUUUUAGAAGAAAAUACAUGCUGUGUACUAAUGGUGUAAAUCUGUUUUGUGUUCUCAUUCAAUCUCAAAAGUUUUAUGAAUUUUUUUC